This is a messenger RNA of Glycine soja, 2610 nucleotides long. Its product is annotated as ATP-dependent zinc metalloprotease FTSH 2, chloroplastic-like. Gene Ontology annotation, cellular component: chloroplast thylakoid; membrane. The record is from RefSeq and is a predicted model, not a curated record. NCBI's taxonomy places the organism in Eukaryota, Viridiplantae, Streptophyta, Magnoliopsida, Fabales, Fabaceae. Gene Ontology annotation, molecular function: ATP binding; ATP hydrolysis activity; zinc ion binding. The transcript has 5 exons. Gene Ontology annotation, biological process: proteolysis. Bases 254 to 2320 code for a protein of 688 amino acids.
CAUCUUUCGUAGUGUUGGGUUCUUCUUGUUUUCAACCUUAAUUAUCAAUUUUAUUUACUUCUUAUUUUUUUUAUUUAUUUUUUGUUAAUAAUUUGAUUGUUGGAAUUGUCAAUGGUGGACCCUUUGAGCCAAAGUGUUCAUAUUUGAAGUUAAAUCUUUCCACCAAUUGGACUGAGACUGCUUACAGUUUCAGAAUUUGUCAGAAAAAGCUUGUCCCGAUUGCAUUUUUGUUCCUGUACUCUUAUUGAUACGGAUGGCAGCACCAUUGGCAUGUGUUGUUGGGAGUGGUUUAUCCAUACAGAGUAAUAAAAUUGGCAAGGACGUCAAUGGAAGAUAUCUCUUCUCAUAUCAUAGGCUUUCAGUACUGAGUAAGGAGUCAAAGACAAUAUGCAUAAAGGCUUCCUUGGAUCAAAGGAAGCAUGAAGGUAGAAGAGGAUUUCUGAAAUUGUUGAAUGUGGGAGUUGGCUUACCUGUAUUAUUAGGAGGUGGGAAAGCUUAUGCUGAUGAACAAGGACCUUCCUCCUCCAGAAUGUCUUAUUCUAGAUUUCUUGAGUAUUUGGAUAAGGGUAGAGUUAAAAAAGUGGAUCUGUUUGAGAAUGGAACCACGGCUGUUGUGGAGGCUGUUUCUCCUGAGUUGGGUAAUAGGGUGCAGCGAGUGCGUGUUCAACUUCCUGGACUUAGCCAAGAGCUUCUUCAGAAAUUCAGGGAAAAGAACAUUGAUUUUGCAGCUCAUAAUGGCCAAGAAGAGACAGGUUCUCCAUUAGCUAACCUGAUUGGGAACCUGGCUUUCCCUCUGAUUUUGAUUGGAGGAUUGUUCCUUCUCUCGAGACGAUCGUCAGGAGGGAUGGGAGGUCCCGGUGGGGGCUUUCCUCUUGCUUUUGGUCAAUCUAAAGCCAAGUUUCAAAUGGAGCCCAAUACUGGAGUGACAUUUGAUGAUGUUGCUGGAGUGGAUGAAGCCAAGCAGGAUUUUAUGGAGGUGGUGGAAUUUCUGAAGAAGCCUGAGAGAUUCACUGCUGUUGGGGCUCGCAUACCAAAAGGUGUUCUUCUUGUUGGCCCUCCUGGAACUGGGAAGACACUUUUAGCAAAGGCUAUUGCAGGUGAAGCAGGUGUCCCAUUUUUCUCAAUCUCAGGUUCUGAGUUUGUAGAGAUGUUUGUUGGUGUUGGUGCUUCUCGAGUCCGUGAUUUAUUCAGGAAGGCCAAAGAGAAUGCUCCAUGCAUUGUUUUUGUUGAUGAAAUUGAUGCUGUUGGAAGGCAAAGAGGUACUGGAAUUGGCGGAGGGAAUGAUGAAAGAGAACAGACCCUCAAUCAACUUUUGACAGAAAUGGAUGGAUUUGAGGGUAAUACCGGUAUCAUUGUCAUUGCAGCUACUAACAGAGUUGACAUUCUUGAUUCUGCAUUGUUAAGGCCAGGACGAUUUGAUAGACAGGUAACGGUUGAUGUUCCAGAUAUACGGGGAAGGACUGAAAUUUUAAAGGUUCAUGGUAGCAAUAAAAAGUUUGAAGCUGAUGUUUCACUUGAGGUAAUUGCUAUGAGAACACCUGGUUUUAGUGGAGCAGAUCUGGCAAACCUGCUGAAUGAAGCUGCUAUAUUAGCUGGUCGGCGUGGAAAGACGGCAAUUUCUUCCAAAGAGAUCGAUGAUUCUAUUGAUAGGAUUGUGGCUGGAAUGGAAGGAACUGUGAUGACAGAUGGAAAGAGCAAAAGCUUAGUGGCAUAUCAUGAAGUUGGGCAUGCUAUUUGUGGAACUUUGACUCCUGGUCAUGAUCCUGUACAAAAAGUAACCUUAGUUCCUCGCGGGCAAGCUCGUGGUCUUACUUGGUUCAUUCCUGCUGAUGACCCAACUCUGAUCUCUAAACAACAACUCUUUGCAAGAAUUGUUGGUGGACUAGGUGGCAGAGCAGCAGAGGAAGUUAUUUUUGGUGAGUCUGAGGUUACAACUGGAGCAGUCGGUGAUUUGCAGCAAAUAACCAGUUUGGCCAAGCAGAUGGUAACCACAUUUGGAAUGUCUGAUAUUGGUCCUUGGUCACUCGUGGACUCAUCAGCUCAAAGUGAUGUUAUCAUGAGAAUGAUGGCAAGAAACUCAAUGUCAGAAAAGCUUGCUGAAGACAUUGAUGCUGCUGUCAAGAGACUCUCAGAUGAAGCAUAUGAAAUUGCGUUGAGCCAAAUAAGGAGCAACCGCGAGGCGAUUGACAAGAUUGUGGAAGUUCUAUUGGAGACUGAGACAAUGUCUGGAGAUGAAUUCCGAGCUCUCCUGUCCGAGUUUGUUGAAAUUCCUGCUGAAAAUCGGGUCCCUCCUUCAACUCCCUCACCAGUUGCUGUUUGAAUUGCCUAUAUGCCACUGCAAUGUAGUGUAGCUUUCCACUUACUGAAUUUUCUGAAAUUGUGAAAUAUUUGUAAUAUACCCCUGGCUCCAAUUUUAGUAAUGACAAGAUCCUAGCUUGCUUCUUUAUUUCUUUUUUCUUGUGUUGGCAACGGAAAAUGUAAGUUUCUUCACAAUUAGUACAUAAUGUAACCUUAGUGAAUAGUAAUGAUAUUAACUCAUUGUAUCAUUGUAACUGGUGAGAUGUAAUGUUUAGUUUGACUAUAAAUGUAAUGUUUACACAAGUUCCCUCA